Molecule: messenger RNA, 3432 nt
Organism: Vollenhovia emeryi
Lineage: Eukaryota; Metazoa; Arthropoda; Insecta; Hymenoptera; Formicidae
Gene: TM9SF4
Product: transmembrane 9 superfamily member 4
Exons: 10
Coding region: 166-2058 (630 amino acids)
Biological process (GO): protein localization to membrane
Cellular component (GO): membrane
Source: RefSeq, a predicted model, not a curated record
GCGCGCGGGCGCGCACGCGGCGGCAACUUCACCCUGGACGGGAGGCUGCUCACUGUCGGUGUGUGGGCGAGAAUCUCGCGCGAGGUGGUGGCGAGACCGAGGGCGAGACUGCGAGAGACGGCGUGGCGCGCGCCCUUGUCGGAUAAGUCACAGUAAUCGCGUAGAAUGGGAAGAUUGCAGAGAAAUGGUGCCGUGCUAGUGGUAGUAUGCCUGCUGAUAGAGACGAAUGGCUUCUACGUGCCCGGAGUCGCUCCGGUGGAGUUCAAGAAGGGUCAGAAGAUUGACGUUAAAGCGGUGAAAAUGACCAGCACCCACACGCAACUACCGUACGAAUAUUAUUCCCUUCCGUUUUGCUUGCCGAAGAACGGAACCUUCAUUUACAAGUCGGAGAAUUUGGGAGAGGUGUUGCGCGGCGACAGGAUAGUAAACACUCCGUACGAAGUUGUGAUGGCAGAAGACAUUACCUGCAGGCUGCUGUGUCACAAGCCAUCCAAACUGAUGACAUGGGACGAGGCAAAUUCCCAGCACGUUAUCCAGAUGGUCCAGCAUGAAUAUUUCGUGCACCUGUUGAUAGACAAUCUACCAGCAGCUACGAAGAAGAAACACAAAGAAACGAAUAACGUGGUGGUUUAUCAAGGAUAUCGCCUCGGUGGAAUUAUGAACGAUCAAGUGUACAUCAAUAAUUACCUUAAGCUAAAGUUAAGCUAUCACAAACACGGCGAAAACGAAUUUAGAGUAGUUGGAUUUGAGGUGGAAGCUCGAUCCAUCGAUACGUCUCAACUGAAGUUUAAAGAUAAUACUUGUAUUCUACCGAGCGAGGCCAGCCCGCAGUUUGUCAAUCCGAAAGGCACGAGCCUCCUCUUUCUGUACUUGGUGGAAUGGAAGCAGUCGGACGUAAGCUGGGCAAGCAGGUGGGACGUGUACCUCGGCAUGAGCGACGUCGAGAUUCAUUGGUUCUCGAUCAUCAAUUCUCUCAUUGUCGUCUUCUUCUUAUCUGGAAUUCUUACGAUGAUCAUGGUUAGAACGCUUAGAAGAGACAUAGCCCGUUACAAUGCAGGCGAGAGUGACAGUAUGGCAGGUCUGGAUGAAACCAUCGAGGAGACCGGUUGGAAACUGGUCCAUGGAGACGUGUUCCGACCACCGACCAACUCACGCUUGUUCGCCGCCGUGAUCGGCAGCGGCAUCCAGAUAUUUUUUAUGGCUCUGAUUACGAUAUUCUUCGCUAUGCUGGGAAUGCUGUCGCCGGCGAGUCGAGGAGCCCUGGGCACCUGCGCGAUAUUUUUGUACGUGUUCUCCGGUUUGAUCGCCGGCUACUUCUCGGCUCGAUUGUACAAAACUAUGCGAGGUCGAGAGUGGAGAAGAGCCGCUUUACUGACGGCGACGUUUUACCCAGGUAUAGUUUUCACGACAUGUUUCUUCCUAAAUUUCUUCAUAUGGGGAAAGCACAGCUCCGGUGCGGUUCCCUUCACCACGAUGGUGGCUCUGCUAUGCCUCUGGUUCGGCAUCUCGCUACCUCUCGUCUAUCUCGGUUAUUUCUUUGGCUAUCGCAAGCAGCCUUUUACGCAUCCCGUUAGAACGAAUCAAAUUCCCAGACAAGUUCCUGACCAGCUGUGGUAUAUGAAUCCAAUAUUAUGCACUCUAAUGGCUGGAAUCUUACCGUUCGGCGCGGUAUUUAUAGAACUCUUCUUCAUCCUGACUGCGCUCUGGGAAAAUCAGUUUUAUUAUCUUUUUGGAUUUCUGUUCCUCGUUUUCUGUAUCCUUGUAAUCUCAUGCUCGCAAAUAUCAAUAGUCAUGGUCUACUUCCAGUUAUGUGGCGAAGACUACAGGUGGUGGUGGCGUAGUUUCAUCGUGAGCGGCGGAUCGGCGGUCUACGUGCUGGCGUAUUCAGUCUUUUACUUCGUCACGAAACUGAAGAUCACCGAAUUGGUGCCAACCCUCAUGUAUUUCGGUUACACCGCGCUGAUGGUCCUCACAUUCUGGCUGCUGACCGGAACGAUCGGUUUCUUCGCCGCGUACGCGUUCAUCAGGAAGAUAUACGCGGCCGUCAAGAUAGACUAGUCAAAAUUAUCAUUAGUAGACUAAUGCGAGCGAAAUAAAUUUAGACUUUUAAUUUAACCGAGCGAGAAAGAGGGGGAGAGAAAGGGAGCGAGCGAAAGAAAGAAUGAAAGAGGCAGAGAGCAGAAGUUUUCGUGUCGUGUAGAAACAAUAAGUUAAACGAAGCGGAUGCAUCUCUCAUCUUCCACAUGAAAAUUUUUAACUACAAACGUUGCACACGAUUUUGACUGACGUGUACGUAUAUUUGAUGUAUUGACGUAAGGUUUCUACGUGUUUAUUCUUGCGUCCGUUACGAGUACAAUGUAAGCUCCAUGUUUGUCGCACGGCUUAGGAUUUGCAAAACUAUUGCAAAUAUAAAAAUUGAAUGACAAGGGAGAGAUAUAUAUUGAAGAGAUUGAUGCACCUUUAAGAAAGUAUUUCUUUUCUUGUACUAUUUUUUUUUAUUUCUUUUGUUUUGAAAUAAAUAUCGCAAUGAAGAAAUGUUCUUCUAACAUCUUUAUUUUAAAAGGAAACGUUGCAGAAAUCGAUUUUCUGUUUAUCACGUUUGCCACUUUUUAUAACGAAAAAUGAACUUGUCGUGUUUGCGAGUACACGAAAUAUGCAGAGGUAAGGCGCGAAUGUGGAGCUCCAAUGUAUACUGAAUCUAUUUUAUUUAUGUAAUAAGUUACCGGGAGUCGAUUGCAAGGUUUCUCCCGCGAGUACUUAUAAUUUACGACAUGUAUACACACAUAUGAGAAAAUAAUCGAACUGAUCCACAAACGGUUGGACGUUGGCUAUAUCAUUAACGUUCCCUUUUGUCUCGAAGACCAAGGGACUCUGUAAAAAAUAUUCAAGUAAUGUGAUAUUAGUAACAGUCAAUGUGCGAAAGUAUUAUAUAGCCGAUAAAAAUGAGCCAGUCUAAAGUGUUUAUCGUUUCCUUUAAUGUAAGAAUACAACACGCAGUUUCGCAACUGUCUCGGCCGGUCAUUAUGAUAACAAUAAGCGCAGUAUGCAACGUGUAUGAAUAAUAAUUUUGUGUAUCUAUUUUACGUUCGUACGGGUGCACGUUUUUAUUCUUCGACUUUCGGAUGUUGUUAUCGCAGACAUCUGUGCGUCCAGUUUCGUUGACUCAAUUUGUAUGUUUUUUUUAUUGCGCACUUGUGUAAAAUUACGUCGGUACUUAUAUACAAUUUUUUAGUAAUUUUAGUAAGUAAACAUCGUUUCAAGUUCUCCGUAAUAGAAUUCUAUGUACAUCGAGAUUGACAUCGUUAUAACUAUGAUAUAUUACAAAAGUAUUUUAUACUAUUACUGUUGUAAAUAAUACGUGAUGGCUAGCGUGUACGAAACGUGUAUACAGAUAUGUCCUAAUUUCGACAAUUAUAACCUCCAUAAAUUGUA